AUGAUGGAGAUGGCCGACGAUCUCGGACAGAUCCUCACCGUCUCUGGCAUGGAUUCAAUGUCUGGUGACGUGGAAACUCUUCUGGGACCUGCGUUCAAGAAUCAAAUCACUAAUUUCCAUCCACACGACAACUCCCACCAACAGCAUAACCUCCAUUUCGUGGAUAUGUCUCACCCAGCAAUGAUACUCCCACCACAACAGCAACAACAACAACAUCACCAUGCCCAUAAUCACAAUCAUAACCAAUUCUAUCCGUCAUAA
Caenorhabditis remanei is the source of this 261-nucleotide messenger RNA. RefSeq lists its product as uncharacterized. The transcript has 2 exons. Bases 1 to 261 code for a protein of 86 amino acids. The record is from RefSeq and is a predicted model, not a curated record. NCBI's taxonomy places the organism in Eukaryota, Metazoa, Nematoda, Chromadorea, Rhabditida, Rhabditidae.